CCAUGCGUUAGUCAGCAAAGAGAGUGUCCUCUACAGUAGUUAUUGGGGUUAUACCAUGUGUUAUUUCCUCUUACUGUAAAAGCAUGAAUGUUGGUUGCUUUUGAAGCAGUCAUCCCUGAUUUGGGAAAAAAAACUUCCACCAUUUUGCUGUUAACAUGUGGAAUGUUGAAUGUUACAGUCCCACUUCCUCUUUUCUCAAAUAUGUAUUCCAAACAAGACGUUUGCGUAACUGUGGACUAUUACUCAGCCAACGUGACCGCUCAGCAAAUAACUCAUUUGCCCAUUGAAGUGGCAUGCAUCCACAUGCAACAAGAACAACAACGGUGUACUUCCCAUGACCACACCUCCUGACACAGGUUCUUUGAAAAGGUAGCUGCACAGUCUGCUGCUGUUCAUUCAUCACAACCAAAGGCAACUGUGCACAGAAUGAUGGCACAAAAAGUGAACAUUGUGUCAAGAGCGCAGUGGGGAGCAGCUGUCCCCAAACAGAAGGAGAAACUGAAAAGCACGGCCCAAAGAGUCAUCAUACACCACACUGCCCUCCCAAGCUGCAAAGGCCUGGCAGAGUGUAAGGGCCGCAUUCUCAGCAUUCAGAGAGGGCAUAUGACAGACAGAGGCUUUGAUGACAUUGGAUAUAAUUUUCUCAUCGGAGGAGAUGGUACAGUGUUCGAGGGCCGUGGCUGGGGUGUGGUAGGGGCACACACCAAAGGCAAAAAUCAUGACUCAGUGGGGAUUGCCUUCAUGGGCAAUUUCAACAAUGAAACACCAAGCAAAGAGGCAAUAUUAUCAGUGAAACAGCUGCUGCAGUCUGGACUUUCCCAGGGCUUUUUAUCUAAAGAGUUUCGUGUGUUGGGGCACAGAGAUCUCGGAGAGACAGAAUGUCCAGGAGAAAAGCUUUAUGCUGUGCUACCACAACUGAAGGGUAGCACAUAAAGCCUGCUGCAAAUUGUGAUCGAAAAUUCUUCCCUUUUGGCACAUAGGCCUCAGCCUUUGGUAUAAACAGGGUAACACAGCUUCAGAGAUAAAACACUAACUCUCCAAUCUGUUUCUUUUCUUUUCACAUUUUUUAUUAUGGGUCUUGAAACACAAGUUUCAACACAUAUUCACAGCCCAUCUCUCUUGCAGCAGAGGGAGCCCUCUCAUGGGAUGAGACCAACAGGCGCUAGUUGUCAAUGAGAUCAUGUCAGAGUGGCUCACACUUUCUUUUAGUUGGUCAUCUUAUUUUUUAAGUUAAUUGAGUUUAAGUGCAAUAUUAAUAUGGUGUGCAAUACAUUUUCCUUAGAAAUACUCUGUUUGAUAUUGUUAUGAGUGCACCAUAGUGUAAAAUAAACAUUCACAUGGAUUUAACCUGUUCUAAUGUUAUGCUACGUGUCUUUUGGAAAUAAACACUA
Molecule: messenger RNA, 1391 nt
Organism: Seriola aureovittata
Lineage: Eukaryota; Metazoa; Chordata; Actinopteri; Carangiformes; Carangidae
Gene: pglyrp5
Product: peptidoglycan recognition protein 5
Exons: 4
Coding region: 427-933 (168 amino acids)
Biological process (GO): peptidoglycan catabolic process; innate immune response
Molecular function (GO): zinc ion binding; peptidoglycan binding; N-acetylmuramoyl-L-alanine amidase activity
Source: RefSeq, a predicted model, not a curated record